Molecule: messenger RNA, 1344 nt
Organism: Panicum virgatum (switchgrass)
Lineage: Eukaryota; Viridiplantae; Streptophyta; Magnoliopsida; Poales; Poaceae
Product: fatty acid desaturase DES2-like
Exons: 2
Coding region: 56-1237 (393 amino acids)
Biological process (GO): lipid metabolic process
Molecular function (GO): oxidoreductase activity, acting on paired donors, with oxidation of a pair of donors resulting in the reduction of molecular oxygen to two molecules of water
Source: RefSeq, a predicted model, not a curated record
GCUAUCUCCCUCAUUUUAUACUUCAACAGCAGCUAGAGAUCGCGCGCAGAGCAGGAUGGCGGCCGAGAAGCAGCGGGAGACCACGGGGAAGAAGCGGGGGCCCGGCGCGGCGGCGCCGGCCGCGAUGCCGCGGUCCCCGACGGACAAGCCUCCCUUCACGCUGGCGGAGAUCAGGAGCGCCGUGCCGCCGCACUGCUUCCGGCGCUCGCUCCUCCGGUCCUCCGCCUACCUGCUCCGCGACCUCGCCGUCGCCGGGUGCCUCCUGUGGCUCGCGCUGGCGGGCAUCCCGGCGCUCCCGCCGGCGCUCCGCCUCGCCGCCUGGCCGCUCUACUGGGUGCUGCAGGGCAGCGUGCUGUUCGGCGUCUGGGUGAUCGCGCACGAGUGCGGGCACGGCGCCUUCUCCGAGCACCCGCGCCUCAACGACGCGCUCGGCCUGCUCCUCCACUCGGCGCUCCUGGCGCCCUACUUCUCCUGGAAGUACAGCCACCUCCGCCACCACGCCAACACGGGCUCCCUCGACCGCGACGAGGUCUACGUGCCCCGCCGCAAGGCCGACCUGCCGCCGUACACCGAGCGCGUCUACGGCGCCGAGGACCGCCCGGGCGCGCGGCUGGCGCUGCUCGCCGUGCAGCUCACCGUGGGGUGGCCCAUGUACCUGGCGUUCAACACCUGGGGCCGCGCAUACCCGCGCUGGGCCUCCCACCUCGACCCCUGCGCGCCCAUCUUCGCCGGCCGCCGGGAGCGCGCCGGCGUCGCGCUCUCCGACGCCGGCCUCCUGGCCGCCGCGCUCGCGCUCCACCGCCUCGCGGCGGCAAACGGCGGCGCCUGGUGGCUGGCGCGCAUCUACGGCGCGCCGCUGCUGGUGAUGAACGCGUGGCUGGUGCUCGUCACCUACCUGCACCACACCCAUGCGGCGCUGCCGCGCUACGCCGGCGCCGAGUGGGACUGGCUCCGCGGCGCGCUCACCACCGUCGACCGCGACUACGGCGUGCUCGGGCGGCUCUUCUUCCACAACAUCGCCGACACGCACGUCGCGCACCACCUCUUCCCUGCCAUCCCGCACUACUACGCCGUGGAGGCCACCCGCGCCAUCCGCCCCGUGCUCGGCGAGUACUACCGCUUUGACCCCACGCCCUUCGCCGAGGCGGCGUGGCGGGAGGUCAAGGAGUGCAUCUACGUCGAGCCCGACGAGGACGGACGCAAGACCGGCGUCUUCUGGUACAGCAACAAGUUCUAGAUGGCUGCCGCAGAGAUCACCAGCGGAACGGGACGAAUAAUGCCGUGGAGCGCCAAAUGUUUUCAGAUGCAAAAUAAUAAAUGUUGAUCAGUUCAAUUCGCUUUGUU